Molecule: messenger RNA, 6313 nt
Organism: Apus apus (common swift)
Lineage: Eukaryota; Metazoa; Chordata; Aves; Apodiformes; Apodidae
Gene: PAX2
Product: paired box 2
Exons: 11
Coding region: 61-1500 (479 amino acids)
Biological process (GO): anatomical structure development; regulation of transcription by RNA polymerase II
Molecular function (GO): RNA polymerase II cis-regulatory region sequence-specific DNA binding; DNA-binding transcription factor activity, RNA polymerase II-specific
Source: RefSeq, a predicted model, not a curated record
UUGAGUUUUAGAGGCGACACGGCGGCUUCAGCCGAUUUCUUCCCCUUCCUUUGCCUCCCCAUGGAUAUGCACUGCAAGGCAGACCCCUUCUCAGCAAUGCACCCAGGGCACGGGGGUGUGAACCAGCUCGGGGGGGUGUUUGUGAACGGCAGGCCUCUACCUGAUGUGGUGAGACAAAGGAUAGUGGAGCUGGCUCACCAGGGGGUGCGACCCUGUGACAUUUCCAGGCAGCUGCGGGUCAGCCACGGUUGUGUCAGCAAGAUCCUGGGCAGGUAUUACGAGACGGGGAGCAUCAAGCCCGGCGUGAUCGGCGGCUCCAAACCCAAAGUGGCCACCCCCAAAGUAGUGGAUAAAAUCGCCGAGUACAAGAGACAAAACCCGACAAUGUUCGCCUGGGAGAUCCGGGACAGGCUACUGGCCGAGGGCAUCUGCGACAACGACACGGUCCCCAGCGUCUCCUCCAUAAACAGGAUCAUCAGAACCAAAGUUCAGCAACCUUUUCACCCAACACCGGAUGGGAGUGGGACAGGCGUAACUGCACCAGGACAUACUAUUGUGCCCAGCACAGCAUCCCCUCCCGUCUCCAGUGCCUCCAAUGAUCCAGUGGGCUCUUACUCCAUUAACGGGAUCCUGGGGAUUCCUCGGUCGAAUGGCGAGAAGAGGAAACGUGAUGAAGAUGUAUCCGAGGGCUCAGUUCCCAAUGGAGAUUCCCAGAGCAGCGUGGACAGUUUGCGGAAGCACCUUCGUGGCGACACUUUCACCCAGCAGCAGCUGGAAGCUUUAGAUCGAGUUUUUGAGCGUCCUUCUUACCCUGACGUCUUUCAAACAUCAGAGCACAUCAAAUCUGAGCAGGGUAAUGAGUACUCCCUCCCAGCUCUGACCCCUGGUCUCGAUGAAGUCAAAUCAAGUCUAUCCACCUCUGCUAACCCAGACCUGGGGACAAAUGUGUCAGGACCCCAGACGUACCCUGUGGUGACCGAAAACCUCUCCUCUCCCCUCAGUAUAAAGCAAGAGCCUCAUGGAGCCUCUCUCACCCCUUUCACCCCCACCACGCCGGUCGGCUCUGGGCAGGCUGAUCUUCAGCCCUUCCACAUGGCCCUUUCAGACGAUGCGUCCACGCCUUGCUACAGUGCCUUCCUUCAUCAUGGUGCCCACUUUGGGCAAUCCAGCAGCCAGCCUCUGAUAGCAGGUCGUGACAUGGCAAGCACCACCUUGCCUGGCUACCCACCCCAUGUUCCUCCGACUGGACAAGGCAGCUACCCAACCUCCACUCUUGCAGGAAUGGUUCCUGGGAGCGAGUUCUCAGGGAACCCCUACAGCCACCCUCAGUACACAACCUACAACGAGGCCUGGCGGUUCAGCAACCCUGCAUUACUAAUGCCACAUCCCGGGGCUCCGCACCUCCCACUGCUGCCACUGCCUAUGACCGCCACUAGUUACCAUGGAAACCACAUGAAACUGCAGGGCGACAGCUUAGGCCUCCACAUUGUACCUGUCUGAUCACCUCCCUACAUCCCUGGGAAGGGUGAAGAGACCUCCUCCAUUCCUUACCACAGUCCAGUUCCUUCCACUUCACCACGAAGGCACCGGACCAAGCACUCACCACACCAGACUGAGACCCCUGCCCUCCGCCCUGACCGCGCCCCGACGCUGGGAAGAGCCGGCGGCCAAGCGGCUUCUCCUGCAGGAGCCCUCCAACGCUCCUGGGCAAAACUCAGCCCCACAAAGUCCCCUUGACUUCCAGGACUUCAGAGGGACUGGAAAACAAUGCAGCUGGCAACCAUUGCAACACAGGACCCCCAUUCUGGGAGCGGUAAGGGCCAGGGGAAGCAGGGGAGAACACUGCUCAUGAAACACUGUUCCCCAAAGAUAUGCUCCUCUGUGGUGGACUCUUCAACAUGUGUAACCUGUGAUGCUCAUCCUGUUUCCCAGGACAGAGGGAACAGUCUGGCUAGAGCAGAGAUGGCAGUACAGAGACCUGGCCCAUCUGGCAAUGAAGAAAAGGACCAAGUAACUGUCUGCACCCCAUGAGGGGUUCUCGGUGCACCUCAUCCCCACUCUCCAGCGUGGCUUCCCCCAUGGUUGGCUGCACCUCACACGUGGUGACUUUGCAGGCCAGAGCUGAGAGGAACCUCACACAUACACCCACAAUUUCUGUGACACACAAUCAGCUCAGACAGGAGGAUGGAGCAACAUUUACAAAGCAACCAACGAGAUGAAGAAAUAUAUAAAUAGAUAUAUAAAUAUAACUGUGUUUUUAUGCUUUGUCAUGAAGGUCUGUAAAAAGAAAAAAAAAAAGAACAAAUCCCCAAUUUUCUAAAAAACUCAAGCAAACAAAAACAACAAAAAAACCAAAAUAAUAAUUAAAAAACCCUACAAAAAUAAAACUCCAAGUCCCAUCCCUCCCCACCACCUGAAUGGCAGAUGAGUUCCUCUGAUGUUUGAUGCUCCUCUUUCACUCUAGGGUUUUGUUUCCUUUCUGUUUUGCACUACAAUGGGAUGGUGGUAUUGGAGAGGAUUGGAUGCCAGCUCCACCCCAGUUGCCUCCUCCUCCUCUCCCUUUCCCAAAUCCUGUCUCUGGGGAGCAGUGCGGACAAGUCACAUCUGACAAAGUUACCAAACACAUCAGUCGACAAAAAGCACUCUGAGUCAACAAACAUUUUCCAUGUCACUGGUUGGCAAACAAAGAAAAGAAGCCCAGCUGCGCUCUAACUGCGCUGUGUGGUGGAAGGUGUGGGGCUUCAUGUGGGCCCAUCUGAUUGCCCUCUGGACAGCUGAGACUGAGAUGGACAAAUUCAGGAUUGGCUGGGAUUAUUUGCUUGGUUCCCUAGCCCUUAGCUGCCACUCCUUUUACCUUAACCCCUGUACCUGUGACAACUUCAGUUCACCCACAUCCCAACUUUCACAAUUUUAGAUAAGCCCAACAUCCAUUCUCCAGAUCCCCACAGCUGGUGACAACAGCCUCAUUAUCUGUGCCCACCACCUAAUUUCCUAACCACUGUAGCCUUGCUAUAUGGGCUCCCUUCAGUUCCUGGUCUGCCUGCUCAUACACCUACUAAUUAUAGGCCUCCAUUCAAAUCCAUAUGCUUGCAUCCUAAAAGCCAAUCCAAACAAACAGCCCCAUCUUUUCAUCUUCAAUCCUAUAUUGUGCACCCUAAUAUUUACCCAUUAUACCAAAUGCUCAUCUCAUGAUUCUCUAGGGGUUCUCUGCUCUUUUUGGUUCCCAAGUGACUGGCAAACACUGUUCUGCAAAAGGCUGUCAAUAGAAAUGUUUAUUACUCCUGUAUCGUCAGCAGAUUCAUAAACUGUUCUUGCACUGACACUUCCUAAAAAACACUCAAAGAAAACAUGAAGGCAGCUAUAGCCUGUCCCCAGGGCAUCAAGUCUGCCAAAGUCGAUCCUUGCUGUUUUAGAGAGGUUUCAGAUAAAACUUGUGGGCUACUGUCCAUGGACAAAGACAGGAUUGAGAAUCAAACCCCUGAAGGGCAUAAAAAUGAACAGUGGAGCAAUCUGUACAGCCAACGUUAUGUAUAAAAUCCAAAGUUAACAGCCUCAGAGGAGAUGUGGUUGUGGACUCAGUAUUCUAUUUUCAAGUUUAACUUGUAUGUAUGAAAUCCAUCAUCAGUAAACAGCUGUGUCAAUCCCAAGGCCCCUUUCACCUAACACUUUUAGCCCUUGCAUGGCUCUGAUUAUAGGUCUGUGUCUUCUUUAAUAGGGUGCCCAAAUGGUAAGGGUAUUUGGGGGCGGGGUGUUUACAUAGAAGAUAUAGAGCUAAAAUCUGUUCCUGUACAGAAUAAAAUCAAAGAGGUUACUCCUGAUCUAUUAAAAAUGUCAUUCUACACAUCUUACCUCUGAGUAACCUGCUGCAAAUACCAGAGUUGUUACACUGUCACCAAGACCAGAAUUUCGCCCAUUAUUUCACCUUAUUCUGUAUGAGAAGAAAAUUGAGUAAUGUCUAAAAGUUUCUUUUCACCACUCCUUCUGUUUUCUUCCACAGACACCAGAUAGAUGCUGGACCCUGUUAAGUCUCCCUUUCAGUUUCUCAGUAUGGCCUUUGCUCUACUCAUGUCCCACCCAGUUUUACUCUGCAGGUGGUUAGAGCAGAGGCAGUAAAUCACAGGACCAGCAAGGACAACCUCCUGAGUAGGCUAGGGAAAAGGAGACUAUCACACCUCACACUUGGCAACCUGUAGCCCAGGGGCCACCUCAAGAGAAGCUAGCAGCUCAGAAAUGCUUAUUUUUAUAAUGGUGUUUCACUAAACUUGAGACACGAGCUAGGGUAUGAAAUCAGGAUUUGUUUGGCUCACCCAUGGCUGGCUUGAUUUGACCCUCAGAGCACCAAACCCAUUAUUGGUGUAACUCCACUGCUAAAAGAGGAUUUCCACCAGGCAUUGGAUUGGUUUGGAAUGUUCCUAAGUAUGGCAUGUAGUCUGACCAGGAAAAUUAAAAGGAAAGCAAAAUUAUGCAAAGGACUGGGCAGUCUAAUCCUCUUCCACCACCAUCUGUAGACCCCCAUGCGAAUGUACUGAAUUACAUUUGCCAAAGAGUUUCUUGUGUUGGUUGUUUUGAUUUACAGUCGGUGGAUGCAUUGUAAAGCAGUAUUAUAGCUAAAGUCUAGUAGCUGACACAGGGAUUUAUGUGGUAAUAUUAUGCAGAAGAAAACCAUCAAUAUUCAUAUAGAUUCCAUUAGACUGGACUAUGCAGGAAACGCAAAAAUUCUACCAAUUAUUUAAUAUUAUGUUAUUUGCAAAAACAAUUGCUGCUUUGUAGGAAGAUAAUGUGUGUAAUGUGAAGGCAAUUCCUCUUGUAUAUAAGUUCAUCUCCAUCUUCAUCAUGGUAGUUAUUAAAACAGCCUCGUCUCAUCCUGUAGAUAAGGAACACGCUGUCUGUACUGUGCAAGUCUUGUGCUCACUGAAAACAAAACAAUGUGUUCAAUAAAGCACAGCACAAAUCCAGAACCUGAGGGAACAGCCAAACCUUGAAAGGACCCCUUCCCCAACAGGCCAACAGUUGCUUCAGUUGCUUUGUUGUAGGUGGAUUUUUUUUAUUAUUAUUUGUAAUUUUUCUUUUUAAAGUUUUACAAGAAAAAAUGAAAAAUAAUUGGAGCAAAAAGUCACUAUGCAAAAUCCAGUGAAGGUCAAUGGCUUACAUCUCUCUCAAUUUUGUUGUUUUUUCCCUUUUUCACACCUCUUUCCCUUCAAUUUCUAGCUCCCUCAUUAUUCUUCAUUCCCACUGCAUUUUUCUAUCCAUAGAGGAAACAGCAUUACUGGUAUGAGAGCAGAUAUCUGGGAACUCGAACUCCCCAGUUCUCCUUGUGGCUCUAGAGAACCUUUGUCAAGUCCAGUUUCCCCCCUAUGCCUCAAUUCCAAUCUUCUGUAAAAGAGGGAUAACAAUAGUUCUUAAUUCACAGGGGGAUUGCACAGCUGAAUUAAUUAGCACCGGCUCAGUGCUUUGAGAUCCUGGAAAGAAAAUUCUAUCAAAGUGUUCAGUAUUAUUCUGAAUAAUAAUGAAUGUUUCCAUUUAAUUUCUCUCUUUUCCUUCUUCUCACAAAUCAUUAUUCAUUUCAUAAACUCUUCUUCCUUAGCUCUCCCUUCACUUCUUUCUUCUCUUAUCAUUCUUAGCUCUGCUGCUACAUUUACUUUAUCUAAAGGACCAAGCAGGAAUGUUAUGUGACUGGAUCUCCUUCUGUCACCAGUUUUUUGUGGGAAGGAAUCUCGUGAGUUCUCAAAUGCCAUGCUUCACUGAAAGCAACAGGGACCAUGGCAUUUAAAACCGGGCAGCACUUUCAAGUCCUGUUCUCUGAAGCUCCCACAUCCUUUUGGCCCAAUGGGAUGUGGGGCAAGAAGGAGGGAGGUUUGAACAGGGUGGGUGCAUUAAAGUUGACACCCUUGUGACCUCUAAAUCUGUUGGGGAGGGUUGGUGGCAAUGAGCCCUGCUGUGGAAACAAGAAGUCUGCAUGCUUUCUGACCCAUCAGUAGCGAUGACUCAAACUGAGUAAGACUUCAGAAUUAAUCACAACAUGAAUGUGAAGAUGUUAAACAAAAAGAAAAUGAAAAACCCUGCACCUCUUUCUCCUCUUCAGUACAUAAUUAUAUAUCCACAUCAGCAUUUUCUUAAAGGGAUUUUUGGUUUGCUGAACUGUUGGAAAACCCCCACGCUUUUGUUUCUAAUAAAAAGCACACCUCUGGGAAAAGAAAUAUGAACCAUAGCUGACCCUUUUGGUACUGACAAAAUGAGAGCUUCUGAGGGAUCUCACAAAUACCACAGUGUGCUCCUUGGCUGGGCCUAGGAUGGUGGCAAAAUUGCAAAGCAA